Molecule: messenger RNA, 1356 nt
Organism: Naumovozyma dairenensis CBS 421
Lineage: Eukaryota; Fungi; Ascomycota; Saccharomycetes; Saccharomycetales; Saccharomycetaceae
Gene: RMD5
Product: ubiquitin-protein ligase RMD5
Exons: 1
Coding region: 1-1356 (451 amino acids)
Biological process (GO): proteasome-mediated ubiquitin-dependent protein catabolic process
Cellular component (GO): GID complex; nucleus; cytoplasm
Molecular function (GO): ubiquitin protein ligase activity
Source: RefSeq, a predicted model, not a curated record
AUGGUAGGACUAUUGCCAACGUUACAAAACGAAUUUCAAAAGUUUUACACCCAACAGGAAUCAACAGGAGAAACUCAAUCAAACCUACAACAAUGCUUGAAUGACACAAGGGAGUUCAGAAUGAACCUUCGAAAAUUGAAAGCUCACUUAAAUAAACAAAUUCAAGAACAGGAGCAACAACAACAACAACAGCAACAAAGUGCCUCAACUUCCAAUAUCAAUUUGAAUUCAAACAGUCUCAUCCCUGAUCAGACCCCUGACCAUGAAGUGGUCCUUGAUUCUAAAGCUGUAAAGAGGAGAAAAUUAAUCAUUGAAAAAGUAAAUAAAUCUCAUAAACAAUGGGAAUAUUCGAUAAGAAAGAAUUUGAAAACCUCAUCACAGCAAUAUAAUAAGUUCGGUAAGAUUAUUUCAAAUAGAUUGAAAGAGUUCGAUAUUGAUAAUGUCUAUUCUAAUAAGAUAUCCAAUUUAAGGAGGAAAGAUAUUGAUGAUGCUAUUGGGUAUCAUAUAACUAGAUAUAACGUAGGAGAUUUGCCUAUUUCCUCCAACGGUAGCGGUGGAGAGGAAGAUAUACUCCAAUAUUUGAAAACUGUUUAUAAUGUUGAUGAAGGUAUAUCUAAGAAAUUCGUGGAGAUGGGAACUAUUAUUCAAGAUUUAAAAAGAGAGGAUUCAACUAGCUGUUCCAGAUGGUUGCGCUUAAAAGAGAAUGAUAAUAUUUAUCGCCCUGAAUUUUCCUCUUUGGAGUUUGAAUUAUAUAUAUUUAAUGCAUUACAAUCAAUUAAAAAAGGUGAGGAUAUUCAAGCUGCCAAAUAUUUUAUUCAAGAGAUACCAAAGAAAUUAGUGAUGAAAAAGGAAAAGGAGAUUUUUUCCAAGAUUUCACCUUUAUUAACUUCGGUCAUAUUGGGGGAGAAAGUGCCCAAUUUGGAAUUAUUAAUUAAUGAACAAUUAGAAAAGUGUAUUUCCUUAUUUACCACUGAUUUUUGCUCUUAUUAUAAUUUACCAAUAGAUUCACCUAUUUUCUUAAUAACAUUAAGUGGACUAAUUUCGUUUCAAUUUUUCAUCAAAUAUAAAUCGAUUAGAGCCACAGCUCAUGUUGAUUGGUCCACCAAAGAUGAAUUACCAUUUGAUGUGAAGUUACCUGAGUUCCUAACACAUUUCCAUCCCGUCUUUAUAUGUCCUGUUUUGAAGGAAGAAACUACUGAAGAAAAUCCUCCAUUUUCUUUGUCCUGUCAUCAUAUUAUUUCGAGAAAGGCAUUAGAUAGAUUGUCUAAGAAUGGAGCUGUUACAUUCAAAUGUCCUUAUUGUCCUGUGAAUUCAUCCAGAGCGAAGACGAAUAGAGUUGAAUUUCUUCAAAUAUAA